Molecule: messenger RNA, 6050 nt
Organism: Tachysurus fulvidraco (yellow catfish)
Lineage: Eukaryota; Metazoa; Chordata; Actinopteri; Siluriformes; Bagridae
Gene: adamtsl3
Product: ADAMTS-like 3
Exons: 31
Coding region: 251-5560 (1769 amino acids)
Biological process (GO): extracellular matrix organization
Cellular component (GO): extracellular matrix
Molecular function (GO): metalloendopeptidase activity
Source: RefSeq, a predicted model, not a curated record
CUCUCUCUCUCUCUCUCUCUCUCUCUCUCUCUCUCUCUCUCACUCUCUCUCUCUCACACACAUAUUGCUCAAUGCAGCCGCUCAGCACCUUCACAAUCUGGGCUUCAACCUCAGCUGGACUUAAAGCUCACACUGAUCGUGUUCGCGUGUCUCCGCGUUUAAAAAGCCAAACCAGCGCGUGACUUUCACUCCGGAGCGACGACGGCUAUAACACUUAUGAGGAUUUUUGGAUAAACACAGCAUUAAAAAAAUGGAGCUUCUGCUUUUUCCUGUGUGGCAGAUGACCAUGGCGCUCGCUCUCGUGCUUUCUGGGAUUCAGGCAGAAUCAAGUCAGUCUCAGAGUGCAUACUUCUUGCCUGAGUUUGCUCUGUCUCCACAAGGAAGCUUUCUGGAGGACACAACAGGAGAGCAGUAUCUCACGUACCGCUAUGAUGAUCAGACAUCAAGAACCACACGCUCUGAUGAGGAGAGGGACAGUGGUUGGGAUGCUUGGGGAACGUGGAGCGAUUGCUCUCGCACCUGUGGCGGAGGAGCCUCUUACUCUUUACGGAGAUGUCUCAAUGGAGGGAAUUGUGAAGGAAGAAAUAUCCGUUAUAGGACUUGCAGCAACACAGACUGUCCUGCUGAGUCAGGGGACUUCAGAGCUCAGCAGUGCUCUGCCCACAAUGACAUCAAAUACCAGGGACAGGCAUAUGAGUGGAUUCCAGUGAGCUAUGACCCGAUCUCUCCUUGUGCCCUCAAGUGCCAGGCUCGAGGGAAGAGCUUAGUGGUGGAACUGGCACCGAAAGUGCUGGAUGGCACCCGGUGUAAAGCAGAUUCUCUGGAUAUGUGUAUUAAUGGUAUAUGUCAGGAAGUGGGCUGUGAUAGACAGUUGGGCAGCAACACUAAGCCGGAUAACUGUGGAGUGUGUGGAGGAGAUGGCUCGAGCUGCCGCCUGAUCCGAGGCCAAUCACAGAUACAUGUCUCGUUAGAGGAACCUUUGAAGACGGUGGUUGAAGUUCCUCUAGGAAGCCGAGGCCUGAGACUCACAGCCAAGGGUCCUGAUGUAAUAUUAAUCGAAGCUCACAGUCUCAGCGACAGGAAAGAGGAGCUGGUGUUGAGCUCCCCAGGCUCAUAUACUCUGGCCAACAGCACUGUGGAUUAUCAGAGAGGAAGGGAAGCUGACAGACAGAUUCUGCGCUGCCACGGGUCACUUACUGCAGACUUCACCAUCAAGGUGAAGUAUGCAGCUCCUAAAGACACAGUGUUCAUGUUCAUGUUCUACCAGCCGAUCCGUUACCAGUGGAGAGAGACAGACUUCUUCCCCUGCUCUGUAAAAUGUGGAGGAGGAUAUCAGCUAAACUCGGCCGACUGUGUGGACAUCCGCUAUAACAGAACUGUCGCAGAUCAUAACUGUCACAGCUUUCCAGAGAACACUAAACCUAAACCCAAGCUGAAGGAGUGCAACAUGGAGCCCUGUCUCGAAAGUGAUGGCUUCAAAGAGGUCAUGCCUUACGAUCACUUCCAACCUCUUCCACGGUGGGAACAAAACCCCUGGACAUCGUGUUCAGUAUCGUGUGGAGGUGGAAGUCAGGAGCGCAGUGUGGUGUGUGUGGAGGAGGACAUGCAGGGCCAGAUUGUUCAGGUUGAGGAAUGGAAAUGCACACACUCUCCACGGCCUGUCUCCAAACAGAGCUGCAACAAUUUUGAGUGCCCAAAUUGGUUGGCGAUGGAAUGGUCUCAGUGUACAGUUACCUGUGGGCGAGGUUUGCGGUACCGUGUGGUUGUGUGUGUGGAUCAUCAAGGAGAGCACACAGGAGGCUGCACCUCUGAGCUCAAACCCCAUAUCAAAGAGGAGUGCUUAGUGCCAAUCGCAUGUCACAAACCUAGAGAGAGUGUGCCCGUAGAAGCCAAGGUCCCAUGGCUAAAACAAGCCCAAGAAUUGGAGGAAACCAGAGUGGCCACUGAAGAGCCUACCUUCAUCCCAGGUCCAUGGUCUCCCUGCAGUGUGUCUUGUGGCAUAGGCAUACAGAAGCGCACUGUAAAGUGCAGAGUGUUUCUCUCCUUCACUCAGACUGAGGUGGAUCUGCCAGAUGAAGAGUGUGGAGAAGAAAAGUUAAUCCUCCAGAGAUCCUGCACCCUUGAAGCCUGUUCUAAAUUGCCAGAUCAUCCACAGCAACCACAGGAAAAUCAGAAUAAAUCUUCCAAGAAAAACUAUGUUUGGGAGUAUAGGGGUUUCACACCAUGCUCAGUCUCCUGUGCUUUAGGCAGGCAGACGGCUGUUAUUCGUUGUGUAAGGGCUGGGCGACGAGAGCUGGUGGAGGAUACACUCUGUGAUGAGUCAUUCAGACCCCAAACCAUCAUGCGCAUGUGCAACCCUCUGCCUUGUCCUGCCAGAUGGGAGGUGAGCAUGUGGAAUGCUUGCUCGGUUUCAUGCGGCGUUGGAUUGCAGACGCGAAGCGUGUGGUGUGUGAGGUCUGUAGGAGUCAAUCACAGCGAGCCAGCAUCAAACUCUGAAUGCAGAGGACCGCGCCCUACAGAGGUUCAGGCUUGCAAUCAGGUGCAGUGUGUCCCCACCUGGGAGACAGACGAGUGGCAGGAGUGCUCUAGUUCAUGUGGCAGAGGAACCCAGUGGCGUAAGGUUUACUGCAGGCAACGUCUGGCAACAGGCAGCUAUCGCCGCCUGCAAGAUGAGGGGUGUGAUGAAGUCAAACCAGAUACUCAACGGCCGUGUGUUAACACACAGUGCCUGAAACCCCACCUAGUGGGUGGGGAGUGGUCCAAGUGUUCUGUGACAUGUGGGAAGGGAAUUCAGCGCAGAGAGCCUAUGUGUAGAAGGCAGACUGCGUCUGGUCAGCUGGUCACUUUGGACAGGACUGUGUGUAUUGGCCUUCAGCCUCCACCUCUGAUCAGGAGCUGCCGAAUGACUCCCUGCAACAAGCACAAGUACUCCAAAAACCGCUGUCCUCAGGUUCUGGGCCUCAAACGAAUCUACAUCCAGACAAAACAAGAAAAAAGACUUACCUUCACAGUUGGUGGGCGUGCUUAUCUUGUCCCAAAGACAUCAGUUGUAAUCAAGUGUCCAGUGCGCUACUUUCCCAAAACCCAAAUUCGCUGGGAGAAGGAUGGUUUGGACCUUCAAAGCUCCAAACAUCUGACCAUCACAAAAUCUGGAGCCUUAAGGAUCUACAGCUUGGAGGUUGGAGACAUUGGGCAGUAUAGGUGCUGGGCUAACCAGGAUUCAGAUACCUUCAUCCUUAAGCUAAUAGGCCAUGAUAACAGGCUGUUAGAACAUCCUGAGGGUAAGAAAUUGGUAAAGCAGAAAAUCAACAGUAGCUCAAGAAUUUUUCCUAACAAAGAGGGAGGUAAUGUUAGUUCCAAGUGCCAGGACCAGGCCCAGAAGGACUUUUCUUUGACUAAGAAGGUCCAGAAACAAGGUCAAAGCUGGCUGCAAAAGAAUGAGCUUCAUCUGGAUAAGGACCAAACUAAAGAGCCUGUGGAUCCCAUGGAUUUAGGUAACUACCUUUUAGCAUCUACUUCUACUAGUGAUUCUGUGAUUUCAGCAGCUUCGGGAGCCUUCACUCUGGAGCCAGCAGAGUUUGAGAAACUGGUCAGAAACAUCAGCCAGCUUGCAGAAAGUGGAGAUGUAACAGAUGAUCUCGCCUCCCAGCUUAUUGGGAAGCUGAUGGAGGAGAUUGCUGCAUUCCAGGCCACAACAGACAAGACGACAAUCCAUUCAGAAAGUAAACAUCAAGACAGGACCCCUAACUCCUCUGAGCACUCUGAGGGGAAGAGUUUGAAGAGCAGAGCGGUUAUUGUUCGUCAUAGCCCACAUGGAUCUGCCAUGAGCUUUCAGAGAGACCUUAGUGUCAACGUGGGAAGGACUGCCUACCUAACCAAUGCCACUCGAAGCCUGACACUUCUUUGUUCAGCUCGGGGUAUCUCAACACCUUCCAUAUCCUGGACCAAAGAUGGAGUAUCGCUGCAAGCAAGUACUGGAAGACUGCACAUUGCAAACCCUGGAGCCAAAGAUGUUGGAAUCUACAGGUGCACAGCAAAUAACGAAAUGGGAUCAGAUUCAGAAACAACACAGGUGCUAUUUGCUGAUCACCCUGCUAUCAUGGCUUCUUGGAAGAACGUAUCUGACCUACACAGUGCCAGUCUAAAAAUAGUCGUAGGAGGCAGAAUAAAAUCCCAUAUAGGUGCAAAUCUCACUCUGGACUGUCCAGUUACAGGUGUUCCUCAGCCGAGUGUGAGCUGGCACCGCUUAGAGGGCGAGAUGGGGGCCAACAUUAUUUCACUCACAAAUGGCUCUCUGCUACUUCACAAUCUCACGCUGCAAGACGAUGGCAUUUACAGCUGCAUAGCCUCCAAUCCCAUUGGCAAAGCUUCAGCCUCUAGCAGGAUCCACGUAGUUGAUGUCGGCGCAGUAUCUUAUGAUAAAAGUUCCAUGUCGAAGGAUGUGAACAGGAAACGAGUUGUAAUGGCCUCUCGUGCUGGAACAAACAUCACAGUCAGACCUGGGGACAUCCUGAGGAUUGGAUGUCCAGUAGUCCAGAGCCACAAAAAACCCAUCAUAUGGUCAUAUGAGAACCAAACCCUAAAGCAGACACCGGGUCUGCACUACCAAACACUUGCUGCAGGCCGCAUCCUAGAAGUGUUCACUCUGAGCAGCAGGUUUGAAGGACACUUUGCGUGCCAAACCAACACAGACAACCAGAUGAUCUCUGCCUGGAUUAAUAUCCUCUCACAAGAAUUUGAGUGGCACUUAGCUGAAUGGAGUACAUGCAGUGCGAGUUGUGGAAAUAAAGGAUCACAGAGCAGGAAGGUUCACUGUGUAAGUGCCAGCGGGAACAUGAUGCCCCCCUCAUCCUGCCAUCACCUUCCUAAGCCGUUCUCCCUAACACGGCCAUGCAAUCUUCACAACUGUCCUCCCAGCUGGGGGUCCACCGUGUGGUCCAAAUGCUCCACAUCAUGUGGUCAUGGUUUCCGGCAGAGGCGAGUAUCAUGCCAGCGGCUAGAGGCCAGCGGGACCAUUCAGGUUUUGGCCGAUGCAGUGUGUGAAGGAAUGUCACGCCCUGAACACAGAGAGCCGUGCGUUUCAGAAACUUGUGCUGAGUGGAUCAGUGGACCCUGGGGACAGUGUUCCGGACGUUGUCUCGGUCCGGCAGUGGCGACUCAAAGAAGAACAGUGAUGUGCAAGAAACUGAAUGACUCAGACACCAACACGGCAUGUGACCCCAAAGAAAGACCAGCCUCGGUAAGGAACUGCACGUCAGAAACGUGCAAUGUUCACUGGAGGGUGUUGCCAUGGCGGAUGUGCACUGCUACCUGCGGAAGUGGCUUCCAGUCACGCAGGGUUGAAUGUGUACAUCAAGACAACAAGACCCUUCCUGAUCUCCACUGUGCCUGGCAGCAUCGUCCGGUCACCUGGCAACACUGCAACAUCACUUCCUGUGGCAAUGAGUGUAAGGAUACAACACAUUACUGCGCAGUGGUGAAACGCCUCAGGUUGUGUCCCAUUGAACUGUAUACACAGAGGUGCUGCAAGUCCUGCUCAGAAGACUCUGGCACUAUCUAGUGCUCACUGAUGGAACAUCUCAAGCUUUUACAGCACACUGACUUCUGAUCACUGCUUUUCUUUCCAAUCCAAACACAUGUGGAAAAAAUCUGAUGUGGAAGAACUCCAAGACUUUGCUGCACAAAUGAGGAAAAAAGAGUUCCAUUUUUGGGACAUGGCCGAGUUUAAGUGGGUGCUCAAUGAAAUGUGGACUAAAGGGCCUUUAUCUAGGCUAAAGGGAGUUCUGGGUGUGUGUGCAUUGAUAAUUCAACACUCACAGAGAAAUCAGCACUAAUUCAGCUCUCUCCUUCUCAUCAUUAUAUAAAGUUCAUUUAUCAGACUUGUGUGUGGAAUAAUUUAUAAGACUGUGUUUUGCUCUAUAUCUAAUCAUCAGGAUGAGAAGCAGAGAAUAUUUGACCAUUCACAUGUGUGAAGGGAGGUUAACAUAAGAUAGCUACAGCUAGACACAGCUGAAUUGUACAUAGGGUACUUACAGUAGAUGAAAAUCCAA